Molecule: messenger RNA, 4403 nt
Organism: Tupaia belangeri chinensis (Chinese tree shrew)
Lineage: Eukaryota; Metazoa; Chordata; Mammalia; Scandentia; Tupaiidae
Product: receptor-type tyrosine-protein phosphatase O
Exons: 23
Coding region: 207-3605 (1132 amino acids)
Biological process (GO): regulation of glomerular filtration; podocyte differentiation; axon guidance
Cellular component (GO): glutamatergic synapse; GABA-ergic synapse; plasma membrane
Molecular function (GO): cadherin binding; Wnt-protein binding; protein tyrosine phosphatase activity
Source: RefSeq, a predicted model, not a curated record
CAGCAGCGCCUGGCACGUUCUUGGAGGACCCCAGGCGCAGAGGAGGAAAGGAGCAGGCGCAGGGGGGACUGGAAAGGCAGCAUGCGCCCGCCGGGAGCAGCCUCGGAGCCCACGGUGUGAGGCUGGAGCCCCAGUUCGCCAUUGUGAACCGCCGCCAGGGGAAGCUGCUAGUGCCGCCUUUCCUCCGGGUCCCCGUCCGAGCCGCGAUGGGGCACUUGCCCACGGGGAUACGAGGCAGCCGCCGCCUGCUGCCUCUGCUCUGGCUCUUUGUGCUGCUCAAGACUGCUGCCACUUUCCAUGUAACUGUCCAAGACGAUAACAGCAUUGUUGUCUCUCUAGAAGCUUCCGAUGUCAUCAGUCCAGCAUCUGUGUAUGUUGUGAAGAUAACUGGUGAAUCCAAAAAUUAUUUCUUCGAAUUUGAGGAAUUCAACAGCACCUUGCCUCCUCCCGUCAUCUUUCAGGCCAGUUAUCAUGGCCUCUAUUACAUCAUUACUCUGGUAGUAGUAAAUGGAAACGUGGUUACCAAGCCAUCCAGAUCAGUCACUGUGUUGACAAAACCUCUACCUGUAACCAGUGUUUCAAUAUAUGACUAUAAACCUUCUCCUGAAACAGGAGUCUUAUUUGAAAUUCAUUAUCCAGAAAAAUAUAAUGUUUUCACAAGAGUAAACAUAAGCUACUGGGAAGGAAAAGACUUCCGGACCUUGUUAUACACAGAUUUCUUUAAGGGAAAAACAGUAUUUAAUCACUGGCUGCCAGGAAUAUGUUAUAGUAAUAUCACCUUUCAGCUGGUGUCUGAGGCAACUUUUAAUAAAAGCACCCUUGUGGAGUACAGUGGUGUCAGUCAUGAACCCAAACAGCAUAGAACUGCCCCUUAUCCACCUCGAAAUAUUUCUGUUCGUAUAGUAAACUUGAACAAAAACAACUGGGAAGAACAGAGUGGCAGUUUUCCAGAAGAACCUUUCAUGAGAUCACAAGAUACAACAGGAAAAGACAAACUCUUCCAUUUUACAGAUGAAACUCCUGAACUUCCCUCUGGCAACACUUCUUCUGGUUGGCCCGAUUUUAAUAGCAGUGACUUUGAGACUACAUCUCAGCCAUAUUGGUGGGACAGUGCAUCUGCAACUCCUGAAAGUGAAGAUGAAUUUGUCAGUGUACUUCCCAUGGAAUACGAAAAUAACAAUACACUCAGUGAGACUGAGAAGUCAACGUCAGGCUCAUUCUCUUUUUUCCCUGUGCAAAUGAUAUUGAGCUGGUUACCACCCAAACCACCCACUGCCUUUGAUGGGUUCCAUAUUCAUAUAGAAAGAGAAGAGAACUUUACUGAAUAUUUGACAGUGGAUGAAGAAGCGCAUGAAUUUGUUGCAGAACUGAAGGAGCCUGGGAAAUAUAAGUUAUCUGUGACCACCUUUAGUUCCUCGGGAUCAUGUGAAACUCGAAACAGUCAGUCAGCAAAAUCACUCAGCUUUUAUAUCAGUCCUUCAGGAGAGUGGAUUGAGGAAUUGACAGAGAAGCCUCAGCAUGUGAGCGUCCAUGUCUUAAGCUCAACUUCUGCCUUGAUGUCCUGGACCUCUUCCCAAGAGAACUACAACAGCACCAUUGUAUCUGUGGUGUCCUUGACCUGUCAGAAGCAAAAGGAGAGCCAGAGGCUUGAAAAGCAGUACUGUACUCAGGUGAACUCGAGCAAGCCUGUUAUUGAAAAUCUGGUUCCUGGAGCCCAGUACCAGGUUGUGAUGUACCUAAGAAAAGGUCCUUUGAUUGGGCCACCUUCAGAUCCUGUGACAUUUGCCAUUGUUCCCACUGGAAUAAAGGAUUUAAUGCUCUAUCCCUUGGGUCCCACAGCAGUGGUUUUGAGCUGGACCAGACCUUACUUAGGAGUGUUCAGAAAAUAUGUGGUUGAAAUGUUCUAUUUCAAUCCUGCAACAAUGACAUCCGAGUGGACAACCUACUAUGAAAUAGCAGCGACUGUCUCCUUAACUGCAUCCGUGAGAAUAGCUAAUUUGUUGCCUGCGUGGUACUACAACUUUCGAGUUACGAUGGUGACAUGGGGAGAUCCAGAAUUGAGCUGCUGUGACAGUUCCACUAUAAGCUUCAUAACAGCCCCAGUGGCUCCAGAAAUCACUUCAGUGGAAUAUAUCAACAGCCUGUUGUAUAUCAGUUGGAAAUACGGGGAUGACACAACUGAUCUGUCCCAUUCUAGAAUGUUGCACUGGAUGGUGGUUGCAGAAGGAAAGAAGAAAAUUAAAAAGAGUGUAACACGCAAUGUCAUGACCGCAAUUCUCAGCCUGCCUCCAGGAGACAUCUACAACCUCUCAGUAACUGCUUGCACCGAGAGAGGAAGUAAUACCUCCAUGCUGCGCCUCAUCAAGCUAGAACCAGCUCCUCCCAAAUCACUCUUCGCAGUGAACAAAACCCAAACUUCAGUGACUUUGCUGUGGGUGGAAGAAGGAGUAGCUGAUUUCUUCGAAGUUUUCUGCCAACAAGUUGGCUCCAGGCAAGAAACCAAACUUCAGGAACCAGUUGCUGUUUCUUCUCAUGUUGUGACCAUCUCCAGCCUCCUUCCUGCCACGGCCUACAACUGUAGUGUCACCAGUUUUAGCCACGACAGCCCCAGCAUUCCUACAUUCAUAGCCGUCUCAACAAUGGUUACAGAAAUGAACCCUAACGUGGUAGUAAUCUCAGUACUGGCCAUCCUUAGCACUCUUCUCAUUGGGCUGCUGCUUGUCACCCUUGUCAUUCUUAGGAAAAAGCAUCUGCAGAUGGCUAGGGAGUGUGGAGCUGGAACAUUUGUCAAUUUUGCUUCCUUAGAGAGGGAUGGAAAGCUUCCAUACAACUGGCGUAGGAGUAUAUUUGCUUUCUUAACCCUGCUACCCUCAUGUCUUUGGACUGAUUAUCUUUUGGCAUUUUAUAUUAAUCCUUGGAGUAAAAAUGGUUUAAAGAAGAGAAAACUGACCAACCCGGUUCAACUGGAUGACUUUGAUGCCUACAUCAAGGAUAUGGCCAAAGACUCGGACUAUAAAUUCUCUCUUCAGUUUGAGGAGUUGAAAUUGAUUGGACUGGAUAUUCCACACUUUGCUGCAGAUCUUCCACUGAACCGAUGUAAAAACCGUUACACAAACAUCCUACCAUAUGACUUUAGCCGAGUAAGAUUAGUCUCCAUGAAUGAAGAGGAAGGUGCAGACUACAUCAAUGCCAACUAUAUUCCAGGAUACAACUCACCCCAAGAGUAUAUUGCCACCCAGGGGCCACUGCCUGAAACCAGAAAUGACUUCUGGAAGAUGGUCCUGCAACAGAAGUCUCAGAUCAUUGUCAUGCUCACUCAGUGUAAUGAGAAGAGGAGGGUGAAAUGUGACCAUUACUGGCCAUUCACAGAAGAGCCCAUCGCUUAUGGAGACAUUACCGUAGAGAUGAUCUCAGAGGAAGAGCAGGAUGACUGGGCCUGUAGACACUUCCGGAUCAACUAUGUAAGUCACUAUCAGGAGCCGGGGUGCUGUCCCCCCAUCACGGCCACCACCACCACCCCACUCAUGCCCUGUCAGUGCGGAGGGACCAACCUACUACCGUGUAAGAUGAUGAACCUGCCAGGCUCCGCAAUGCUGUUUAUUUAAGAGAAACAUUUCCUUUUAGUGUAGUUGUUACUCAUUCCAUCAAGGACAGUGUGGAAUGAAAUCAUUGGCCUGGAGGGCCUGAGUAGAUGAAAUAAAAAGUCUGCACUGCUUCAUCUCAAAUUAGCCCAGGGCAAUAAAAGGCAAUUCAUCAUUGCUUACCAGGCAUGACUGAGAAGGGAAAUGUUUCAUUAAUUAUAUUGACCUCGGUGAGUAUAAUUAGGAUAUGCAAGACACACCGACUUUUUCCCACUUUAAAUAUUUAUUGUGAUUUAUUCUUUACAUCUAAUCAUUACACGUCUUUGUAAGGUUCAGAAUAGUCUUUAAAAGCAUGCAUAUGGUGUGUACAUGCCAAGACAUCAAGGAUAUAAACAUAUUCACCGCCUUCAACAUUUAAGAUAUUACAUUGUGAAUAUUUGAAACCUGUUCCAAUGGUUAUUCUACAAGUAUGUACUGAAUUGUCUCUGACAUUCUUCACUGUGAGAUACAGUUCUAAAGAAAAGCGUACUGAGGACUUUGGGCAGAAACAGGAUUCGUGAUACAGUAGUUCGGACCAGCGCGGGACCGACCCUAUGGCCACAAUACCUGGUAGAGAGCCAGGACACUGAGCUAGGGCUGCCCUGCUCAGUCUUGCUGGCUAGAGCAGCACUCGGCAAGGGAGUGGGCACCCAGGCUGCACCCGCCUCACAGCUCAUGAGUCCACUGCCAGGCCUUGAUUUCUGGCAGGGACAGUCAUGGCAUCCUAGCCAAAUAUUCUGCGAGGAAAGAUGAGAAGGGGAAGAACAUCCAGGUGAUGGUGAG